Messenger RNA from Closterium sp. Yama58-4, 3261 nucleotides. Lineage: Eukaryota; Viridiplantae; Streptophyta; Zygnematophyceae; Desmidiales; Closteriaceae. The record is from the annotation of a GenBank genome assembly.
AUGUCAGCCGUAAGCGCGACGGCCGUUUUUCCGUCGCUUGACGGCUCGCCGCAGCUGCGUCGAGCCCCGUUUCAGUCACAUCCUGUAAAAUCCAGUUCAGCAUCAACCAGCGCGUUUCUCCGCGAAUCCCAACGCCAGUCCUACUUGAUCCUGCGACAUUCCCUCCCGCGCUCGUGCUUCUAUGGUCCCGAGCGUCCCAAUGUCCCCGUGCAUUUGAACCUGAUCCGUCAGUUAGCGUCAUAUUCUCGGCCGCGCCGGGCGGCACGCGCAGCAGCUGCACUUACCCCAGUCGUUGCCGCAACUGCGGCAGCUCCGCGAGGCGGCAGCGACGGCGAAUACGACAGAAAUGACCAGUGGGAUGACUCGCGGGCUCGUCGUUCUGAGCAAUACGAAGAUGACUAUAGCGAGGAUUUUUUCGCGAGUGAUGACGUGGCGUGGCCGCCCGGCGCGCGGUUCGGUCAGAGAGACCAGCCAGAUGAAAGCUGGAUCAACGAUUCUGAUUGGUCGAGGGGAUCCGCGGGGCCGCGCAAAAGGGGGCAGGGAGGGGAAGCGGAAGGAUCUCGCGGAAGGCGGCAGCAGGGGGACCGCGGGGGGUUGCAGGGGAGCCGGGGGGGAAGGAGCGGGAGAGACGGGGAGAAUGCGGGGGCAGGUAGGGGGAGGAUGCGGGGAAGCGGCGGUGGAGGGGAUGGCUGGGGGGAGCUGGAGGAGGCGGAGGGAGCAGCGGAGAGGCGCAGGGCUUUAGAGGAGCAGGGAAUUGCUCAGCAGCGGCGGGGUUUGGGGUUUAAGGGAGAGAGGGGAGGAUACAGCGGUGGCGAGAUGGGGAGGUUUAGGGCGGCAGGAGCAAGCGAAAGGAGCGACGCUGGGAGGGACGAGGCUCAGGGUUCAGGGUUUAGGAGGGAGAGGGAGGGCUUAGCUGAGGGGAGGAGGGAAGGGAGGAGUGAGCUGGGUGCGAGAAGGGGGGCGAGAGAUGAGGGGUGGAAGGCGGCGGGAGGGGAGAGGGGCUAUGGUAGGGAAGGAAGGGGUGGUGGUGGCUGGGUUGGGGACUCCAGGCAUGUGGGUGGAACUGAGGAGGCAGAGGAGAGGGAUUUGAGGAGCAGAGGCGGCAGGGGAGUGAGCAGGCGGCAGUGGGGGGAGUAUGAUGAGGAGGACGACAGGGGCGAGCGGCAGACAAGGUCGUUUGGCGCAGCGGCAGCAGCAGGCGCAUCCCUCCUUCCCCUCACUGCAGCUGCCCCUUCUUCUCCCACCCUCUCUCCCGCCCCUUAUCCUUCCCGUUCCCCUUCUCCUCCCCCUUCCCCUUCCCCCUCCCCUUCCCCCUCCCCUUCCCCGUCCCCUUCCCCCUCCCCUUCCGCCUCCCCCUCCGCCUCCUGCUCCCCUGCGCGCGCCCCCAAGCUGAAGCUGGCGCGGCCGCCGGGUGUGCCGUCCCCGGGGAAACCAGGGGAGGGCGUGAGGGCGGGCGUACCGGUGUGCUAUGGAUGCGGUGCAGAGCUGCAGACGCGUGUAGAGGACGCUCCGGGACUCUCAGAGCACAGGGGAGGCCAGGGGAGGGGAGGGCGUGAGGGCGGUUGCGCCGGUGUGGGGCCAGGCGUGCCGGUGUGCUAUGGGUGUGGGGCGGAGCUGCAGUCACGGGUGGAGGACGGCCUUUCAGAAAUGGCGUCGCAAGCAGCUGCGGUCGCUGCAAUUUCCCUCUCCUCCCCCCGCCCCACCCUCUCCCAGAAAAAGCGUCACAAGCAACUGAGAUCGCUGGUGUGCACGCGCUGCCAGCAGCUGUCCCACGGGCGCAUGGUGGCAGCCGUCACGGGGCACGGCGGUUACCGCGUAACGGGCCCGGCGGACAUGUUUGUGACGGCGGAGGCGCUGCGGCAGCAGCUGACGUACGUGCGCGGGGAGAAGGCGCUGGUGGUGAAACUCGUUGACCUCGUUGACUUCAGCGGAAGCUUCCUCUCAAGGAUCCGGGAUAUUGUUGGGCCCAAUCCUAUUGUUCUGGUUAUCACCAAGGUGGAUCUGGUACCAGAGGGAACGCACAUGGACCCGGUGGCGGACUGGGUGCUGGCAGCCGUUGCGAAGAAGAAACUCAAUGUGUUGGCAGUGCACUUUGUGAGCGCCAAGGCGCGCACAGGGCUGUCGUCAGUGGCUGCUACCAUUCAACGUGAACGCCAGGGAGCAGCCAAUGUGGGCAAGACUGCUUUCAUCUGCGCGUUGCUAGAUGAGAUGGCGAGUCGGGACAUAAUGGCAGCAGCAGCACGGCGCCGUCGUCCUGUGGCCUCGGCCAUGCCAGGCACCACGCUAGGACCCAUCUGUCUCAAAGCAUUCUCUGGAGGCGGGGACCUAUACGACACGCCCGGGGUGCAUCUGCACCAUCGCAUGGCCGCCAUGCUGCAUCCGUGGGAUCUGCACCACCUCGGCCCAAAGCGACGGCUCAGAUCGUUCGUUGUCACCGGGCCUCUGGAGCAGCACACAGGCACGGGCAAGGGAAGAGAAAAAACAGAAGAGAAAGUGGAGAAUGAGGAGAAGGGGGAGAAAGGAGAGCAGAAAGAGAGUGUGGAGGGAGCAGGAGUCGAAGGGCGUGCAGAGGAGGGCACCAAUGGAGAGCAGAAGGGGCUUCAAGGCACCUCUCUUUUCUGGGGCGGCCUUGUUCGGAUCGAUGUGGUGAAGGCGCCAGCUGGCACAGCUCUCACCUUCUUUGGCCCCGUGGCCAUCCGCGUCUCCACCGUGCCCACCCCUGCUGCUGAUGCCUUUUAUGAGGCUGAGGUGGGUCGACUGCUAGUGCCACCAUCCAAGCCAUUGGAGGAGCCGGCUUGGGAGGGGCUGCCAUCGCAGCGGGCCUUUUCCUUCCGCCUGCCUUCCAAACGCUCCAGCCCGGUAGCUGACAUUGCAAUCUCUGGCCUGGGGUGGGUCUCCUUGUCUGGCGUGAAGCCACGUCAGCGCACCAACCCCGAUGCUGACGUGUCAUCUAGUGACGCCACCACCAGUUCACAUCCCAGUGCUUCUAAUGAAUUUCAUGGCGAUGUCACUCGCUUCGAAGAGCGUGGAGACCAAAUGCCGGGCACGGAUUACAAUGACGAUGAUGGUCAUGGGAGCAACGAUUUGCUUGGAAAGCAAGAGAGCGAUGUGGAGCUGGUGGUGCAUAUACCCAAGGGCAUUGAAGUGUUUGUGCGGCCUCCCAUGCCCGUUGGGUGGUUUGCCAAUGACUGGUAUCAGUACGAGGAGCUCAGCGAGAAAGAGGAGAUGUCGCGGCCUCGGGUGUUUCACGAUGAAGCUUAA